AUGGCCGAUUUCACCACCGACGAUAAGCAUAGGAACCAGAGGAAGAUCAUGGGCCCGGCCUUUGGCCAAGGGGCAGUCAAGGAGAUGUUUCCAGUCUUCUACGAUGUCUCUUAUGCGCUCAAAGACAAACUACGCGACCUCAUCUCCAGCCAAAGCAGGAUCGUCACCUCCCCUUCCCCGAUCAAGCCUUCUGAACUUGUCGCCGGUGGCGCCAAGAUCGACGUGUUGAAAUAUCUCACUUUGGCUGCCUUCGACAUUAUCGGCAUAUCUGGGUUUGGAUUUGCUUUCAACUCUUUGUCUGAGGAGAAGAAUAUGAUGGUAGAUUUGGCGGAAGCGUUCCUUCAGAGUGAAUCAGAGCUGGGGGUGCAGUACAUCCUCAAACAGUACUUUCCCUUCACCCUCUUGGUGAGGUGGUAA
Cryptococcus amylolentus CBS 6039 is the source of this 417-nucleotide messenger RNA. RefSeq lists its product as hypothetical. The record is from RefSeq and is a predicted model, not a curated record. NCBI's taxonomy places the organism in Eukaryota, Fungi, Basidiomycota, Tremellomycetes, Tremellales, Cryptococcaceae. Gene Ontology annotation, molecular function: oxidoreductase activity, acting on paired donors, with incorporation or reduction of molecular oxygen; iron ion binding; heme binding. Bases 1 to 417 code for a protein of 138 amino acids. The transcript has a single exon.